Molecule: messenger RNA, 1328 nt
Organism: Drosophila navojoa
Lineage: Eukaryota; Metazoa; Arthropoda; Insecta; Diptera; Drosophilidae
Gene: Got1
Product: Glutamate oxaloacetate transaminase 1
Biological process (GO): L-aspartate biosynthetic process
Cellular component (GO): cytosol
Molecular function (GO): pyridoxal phosphate binding; L-aspartate:2-oxoglutarate transaminase activity
Source: RefSeq, a predicted model, not a curated record
UGAUUCGCAAUCAAAUUUCGCCGACGUAAAGGUUUAUUUAUUACAAACGUUUCGCGUGGAUCUGCAGCGUACGAUGGCUUCAUCAAUUUAUGCCGAUGUGCAACAAGGACCGGCUAUUGAAGUGUUUGCCUUGACGCAAGCAUUUAGGGAUGAUGUUAAUACACCGAAAGUGAAUCUGUCCGUAGGCGCUUACCGAACGGAUGAAGGUCAGCCAUGGGUCCUGCCUGUGGUGAGAAAAACAGAAGUAUCCAUCGCCACCGAUGAGACAAUUAAUCAUGAAUAUUUGCCAGUAACGGGAUUGGAUACGUUUACGCGUGCAGCAACUGAAUUGGUCUUAGGUGCGGACUCAAUAGCAAUAAAAGAGAAGCGUGCCUUUGGUGUGCAAACGAUUUCGGGAACAGGAGCUCUGCGCGUAGCUGCUGAAUUUUUGUUUCGUCAAUUGAAACGCAACACUGUGUACUACUCGAAUCCGACAUGGGAGAAUCAUCACAAGAUUUUUGCCGAUACCGGAUUUACCAGUCUGAACUCGUAUCGCUAUUGGGACCAAAACAAACGUCAGCUGGAUUUGGAGGGCAUGCUCGCUGAUUUAGAUAAGGCGCCGGCUGGCGCAGUCAUUAUCCUACAUGCGUGUGCACACAAUCCUACGGGCAUGGAUCCCACUCAAGACCAAUGGAAGAAAAUUGCCGAUCUGAUUGAGCGGAAGCAACUAUUCCCACUUUUUGAUUCUGCAUACCAGGGCUUUGCCAGCGGCGAUCCCGAUCUGGAUGCCUGGGCGAUACGUUACUUUGUGGAUCGUGGAUUCGAGCUAUUUGUUUGCCAAUCGUUUGCUAAGAAUUUCGGCUUGUACUGCGAGAGAGUUGGAAACUUAACGAUAGUACAGCGAAGCGGCGCCACCCGUGAUCCGAUCCAUUCGCAGAUAACUCUUCUCAUUCGCGGCUUGUACUCAAAUCCACCAGCGUAUGGAGCUCGCAUAGUGUCCAAGGUAUUGAAUACCCCAGCACUGCGUCAAGAGUGGAUGGACUGCAUCAAGGGCAUGUCGAGUCGUAUUCGGGAAAUGCGUAAACUUCUGCGAGAGAAGCUGGUGGAAUUGGGAACACCCGGCAAUUGGGAUCACAUUGUCAACCAGAUUGGCAUGUUCUCUUACACGGGCCUCAAUGAGAAACAAGUGGCCGUGCUGAUCAAGGAGUACCACAUUUAUUUGCUGAAAACUGGCAGAAUAAAUAUGUGCGGUCUGAACACUGGAAAUAUUGAAUAUGUGGCAAAGGCUAUUCAUGCAGCUGUGACCUUAACUCCAGCUAACUUAUAAGAAACGAGAAUCAAUUCUUAAA